UCCUCUGCCGCGCAUGCGCACUCUGAGCCAGACCUGACAACAAGCUAUCGGAUAUGAGCUCCUGAUGAUAUGGGAACUGCGCUGGCAUUUAAAUUCCUCGGAGAACCUAGAGUCAAAUGAACACGGCUCUGCAAACGUUUCAUUGUCAUUACGCGUAGACUAUAAUCGCAUUUCCGCAUUAUCACCAUGCCGAGCAAUAAGCUUGACAAAUCUGACAAGCAGGAGGUCAAUGAUAAUGUGAAGGUGGUGGUGAGAUGUCGUCCCCUCAACCAGAAAGAGAAGAUGAUGGGCAACAGACAGGCCGUCACGGUGGACGAGAUCCGUGGGACCAUCACAGUUAACAAACUGGAGACACCCCAGGAGCCUCCCAAGACCUUCACAUUCGACACUGUGUUUGGACCAGACAGCAAACAGCUGGACGUCUACAAUCUCACAGCCCGCCCCAUUGUUGACUCUGUGUUAGAGGGAUACAAUGGCACCAUUUUUGCAUAUGGGCAAACUGGCACAGGAAAAACAUUCACCAUGGAGGGUGUGAGAGCAGUGCCAGAGCUUAGAGGGAUAAUCCCAAACUCCUUCGCUCACAUUUUUGGUCAUAUUGCCAAGGCAGAGGGUGACACAAGGUUUUUGGUUCGUGUUUCCUACCUGGAGAUUUACAAUGAGGAAGUGCGGGACUUGUUGGGCAAGGACCAGAUGCAGAGGCUGGAGGUGAAAGAAAGACCAGAUGUUGGCGUGUAUAUCAAAGACCUUUCUGGUUAUGUUGUGAACAAUGCUGACGACAUGGACAGAAUUAUGACGCUGGGCCACAAAAACCGGUCUGUUGGUGCCACGAACAUGAAUGAACACAGCUCCCGCUCUCAUGCCAUUUUCACCAUCACCAUUGAAUGUAGUGAGAAAGGUGUGGACGGAAACCAGCAUGUACGCAUGGGAAAACUUCAUCUUGUUGAUCUUGCGGGUUCAGAGAGACAGGGCAAGACUGGAGCCACAGGUCAGCGUUUAAAGGAAGCGACAAAGAUCAACCUGUCUCUGUCCACUCUGGGUAAUGUCAUCUCUGCCUUGGUGGAUGGCAAGAGUACACACGUGCCCUACAGGAACUCUAAACUAACCCGUCUGCUGCAGGAUUCGCUCGGAGGGAACUCCAAGACCAUGAUGUGUGCAAAUAUAGGCCCUGCAGACUACAAUUACGAUGAGACCAUCAGCACCCUGCGCUACGCUAAUAGAGCUAAAAACAUCAAGAACAAAGCCAGGAUCAAUGAGGACCCUAAGGAUGCCCUAUUGCGGCAGUUUCAGAAGGAGAUUGAGGAGCUGAAGAAGAAAUUGGUGGAAGGUGAAGAGAUCUCUGGCUCCGAUUGCAGCGGAUCAGAAGAGAUGGAUGAAGGUGAUGAUGAAGGUGCGGAGGCAGGAGAGGGCCACAGGAGAAGAAGAGAAGAAAGAGGGAGGAAGAAGGUUUCCCCCGACAAGAUGGUGGAGAUGCAGGCAAAGAUUGAAGAGGAGAGAAAGGCCUUGGAGGCCAAGCUGGAUAUGGAAGAGGAGGAGAGGAACAAGGCAAGAGCAGAGCUAGAGAAGAGGGAGAAGGACCUUCUUAAAGCCCAGCAGGAACAUCACCUCCUGCUGGAGAAACUGUCAGCCUUAGAGAAGAAGGUGAUUGUAGGCGGGGUCGACCUCCUGGCCAAAGCCGAGGAGCAGGAGAAACUUUUGCAGGAGUCCAACAAUGAACUGGAAGAACGUCGCAGGAGAGCGGAGCAGCUGCGGAAGGAGCUGGAGGAGAAGGAGCAAGAACGUCUGGACAUAGAAGAGAAGUACACAAGCCUGCAGGAGGAAGCUCAAGGAAAGACAAAGAAGCUGAAGAAAGUAUGGACCAUGCUGAUGGCUGCCAAAUCAGAAAUGGCCGAUCUGCAGCAAGAGCAUCACAGAGAGAUCGAGGGCCUUCUGGAGAACAUCCGCCAGCUGAGCCGAGAGCUGCGGCUCCAGAUGCUCAUCAUAGACAACUUUAUUCCCCAGGAGUACCAGGAGAUGAUAGAGAAUUACGUGCACUGGAAUGAAGACAUUGGAGAAUGGCAGCUGAAAUGCGUGGCAUACACUGGCAACAACAUGAGAAAACAGACCCCUGCACCUGACAAAAAAGAAAAAGAUCCAUUUGAGGUGGAUCUGUCCCACGUGUAUCUGGCGUAUACAGAGGAGAGCAUGCGGCAGUCACUGAUGAAACUAGAGCGACCCAGAACCUCUAAAAGUGGCAAGAGUGGCCGUCCCAAGACGGGGCGAAGGAAAAGAUCUGCAAAGCCAGGCGCUGUGAUCGAAUCCCUUCUGCAGUGAAGACAGCAAAGAAAUGAGCUUUGUUUUACUGCAACUUCUAUGUUACUUUAGGGAAAGAAGUCAUGAGUCCAGUCUGAGGAAUUUAUUGUUGAACAUUAUUUAAAACAUUAUCUGGAAACACUGUAUAGCUGAUAAGGUUUUAAAUGUGAAUGAGCUGCACCUGUUAAGACCUCUUGGCCAAGAGGACCUGUUAUUAAGGAGGAAUUUACCAUGAAUAUAUCUCACUUGAAACAUUGUUAUGUGACCAACAGCCUGAAAUAAGUUAAAGAUUUGACAGGAUGUUGAAAAUAGAAUUGAGGACAUAAACUAGACACUGUACUCAUAUGUUUUGAAAUAUUGUUAGUGUAUUUAACACUCAAACUGUUUUGCAAUGAACACCACAGGUUAAGUUUGUAUUGUGGAUUUCCUGCUAUGUGACAAACGAUUGAUUGAAAUGGCUCCAUGUUGAUAUGAAUACAUUUUAAUUUGACUCUGAUUAAGGCUGCAUUUCCACUUAAAUUUGAGCAAACGUUGCUACUCUUAGCACAAGCUGCAGCCUUAGUCUUUCUUACUAUUGAAUCCAUGAAAACAUUAAGAUUGAGAGAAACAAAAUUAACACUAAUGUGGAGAGUAUGUAGUAUCAUAAUGUAACUAAAAGGUUCGUUUAAUACUUAAUACUUAGAUCAGAAUCAUAGGGACAUGCAUGCCAGCCAGCUCUUAUGUUAGUGCCAUUUGCUGAACAAAGCAAGUCAUCUUUUAUUUAUUUUCAAAUGUCAGAACACUCUUGUCUUAUACUGUCUUAUAUUGAAAUACCCUAUACAUACUGUAUGCCUUAGUAUAAUGCACUAGUGUGAGGUUUUUGUGAAGAUUAUUUCAUUUUACAGUGUUCUGUAGAGGAGGCAAACUGGCUUUUAUUUUGUAUCAUAAUGUAUGUCAAAUGUUUACAUCCACCGAACCCCUGGAUAUUUUAUUUAUUAAAUUAUUUUCCAUGUUCUAUCA
Acanthopagrus latus (yellowfin seabream) is the source of this 3288-nucleotide messenger RNA. RefSeq names its product kinesin family member 3A (gene kif3a). Gene Ontology annotation, molecular function: microtubule motor activity; ATP binding; microtubule binding. The transcript has 18 exons. The record is from RefSeq and is a predicted model, not a curated record. The coding region runs from base 187 to 2310 and encodes 707 amino acids. Gene Ontology annotation, biological process: microtubule-based movement. NCBI's taxonomy places the organism in Eukaryota, Metazoa, Chordata, Actinopteri, Spariformes, Sparidae.